AUGGUAACCCGAGCAGAUAGACUCCGUAGGAAAAAAAAAAAAAAGAAGAACACUACCAAGGCGGUAGAUACCAUUGGUAAAUUGAGAAAAUUGAAAAAACACUUUCCCGAACUCACCCAACCUUUAAAGCCUAAACCUGGAUUUACCAAACAACCCGAAGAGAGUUUUUCAUCCAUUACCAAUGAAGAGGAAUUGAGAUUGGAGAGAGAACUUUCUGAAAAUCCACUCUCCUAUGAUGCUCGGAUGAAAUUGAAGAGAGAAAUUAUGAAGAGAGAAUUCCGUGAUGAUUUGAGUAAAUUAAUGAAAGAGGAUGAGGCUAAAUUUCAAUUAUCAUUCACUCCGAAACCUACUGAAUCAUCAGUUAAUAAGAAGAAGAUGGAAAAGGAUGAACAAUCAACAACGAAAGGAAGAGCUGCUGAGGACACAAUUAAUGUUGCCAAGUUUGGUAAGAGAUUAUUGAAACAUAGAGAAGAAUUUGAAAAAUUACUUCCAAAGAUCAGGGAGAAGAGAGAGCAAGCCAGGUUAAAGACACUUAAAAAGGAUCCAGUUCAAUCAUCGAAUGAUGUCAUGAUUCAUUCUGAGAAGGAUAUUGACGAAGCUUUCAAGGCAAAGAAAGUUGAUGAAACUACAACACUGUCAUCUGUUUCAUCCUUUAGACAAAUGCAAAAUGGUAACUCGGAACAAUUAUGGGUUUCCUUCACGAAACGUUUCCAUGACACAAAGACUGUGCAUGAUCGAUCGUAUUCGAAAGGUCAUCGACGAGUUGGAGAAUAUAUUAUAUAA
Messenger RNA from Naegleria fowleri, 783 nucleotides. RefSeq lists its product as uncharacterized. The transcript has 2 exons. Lineage: Eukaryota; Heterolobosea; Eutetramitea; Acrasida; Naegleriidae. The record is from RefSeq and is a predicted model, not a curated record. The coding region runs from base 1 to 783 and encodes 260 amino acids.